Molecule: messenger RNA, 283 nt
Organism: Acaulospora colombiana
Lineage: Eukaryota; Fungi; Glomeromycota; Glomeromycetes; Diversisporales; Acaulosporaceae
Source: the annotation of a GenBank genome assembly
AUGGAUUCAACUACUGAUUCAUUUGAUUCUGCGCGAGUUACUGAAGAGCAAAAACAACACUUAAUAACUUCAAAAGAGCAGUCACAAACUCGAGAUCCAACCUUAAAAUUACGUAUUUCCGAGUUUGAUCCACUAGCAAAUACCAAAGAAGCUGAAAAUGGUGAAAAAAAGGACACCCGAUUAAUUGAUAAUCAGUCUUUGUCUGAAGAGGAACCCAAAACUCAAGAAGAAUCAUCAAAUCCUCAAACACUCGAUUCAUCGUCCAAUAAUAACAUAAAUAGAG